CAACCCCUCACCCACGCCGCCACCACCACACGGCACACAUACAAGACGCACCGGUAAAAGGCGCUAUGAAAGCGACGGCAAUGACAUCUGAAAACCAAUCACGGCAUUCCCAAAGUGACUUGCCCUAUGUCCUCAUCUUAAAACCGCCGCCAUCCUUCCUCCUCUUCGGUGACCAUUUUUUGGACUCAUCCAAAUUCCAAUACUUGAAAGCAUACGAAUCCCCACUCCCUCUCCCCCAGUUCUUGCAGGAACAUGCACAAUCGGUACAAGCCAUUUUCUCAUCCGGUCUCGCUCCCGUCACCGCCGAAACUAUCCGCCUUUUGCCCCGUCUGGGUUUGGUCGUUACCACUAGUCAGGGGCUUAAUCACAUCGACCUCACCGAGUGCCGACGCCGUGGCAUCGCAGUGGCUGGAGCUGGAACUAUUUUAUCCGCUGAUUGUGCAGAUUCUGCGGUGGGAUUUUUGAUCGACGUCUUGAGGAAGAUCUCGGCUGCUAACCGUUAUGUCAAGCAAGGGCUCUGGUCUUCCCAAGGAGCCUAUCCUCUUGGCUAUAAGCUCGGAGGUAAGCGUGUUGGAAUUGUAGGAUUAGGGAGUAUUGGAACAGAGGUUGCUAAAAGACUGGACGCAUUUGGCUGUUCAAUUUCAUACAAUUCAAGAAGUAAAAAACCUUUAGUGCCAUACACCUUUUAUCCCAACGUGGUUGAACUUGCGGCUAAUUGCGAUGCCCUUAUAAUUUGCUGUGCUUUAACUGAUGAAACUCACCACUUGAUCAACAAGGAAGUAUUGUCAGCGUUGGGGAAAGAUGGGGUCAUUAUCAAUAUAGCUCGUGGACCUAUCGUCGACGAGAAGGAAUUGGUGCGUUGUUUAGUUAAGGGAGAGAUCCGAGGUGCUGGCUUGGAUGUGUUUGAGCAUGAACCCGACGUUCCGGUCGAGCUCUUUGCAUUGGAUAAUGUAGUUAUGUCUCCUCAUUGUGCUGUUUUGACAACGGAAUCUUUUGAAGAUUUGGGUAAACUAAUGGUCGGAAACAUUGAAGCCUUCUUCUCGAAUGAACCCUUACUAACUCCUGUUUCUCUGGAUGGAUGAUCUACCACAUUUCUGGUGGAGGAAAGACUGAAUGUAGGCCAAGGAGAACAGCAGGAGUAAGAGUUGGUGGAUUAUUAGGUGAUUUUAACUUCAGUUGUGAGUUUGAGAAUAAAAGCUCUGAAGUUUCUUGAAACUUUUGUUCAGAGUCGAUAUGUGCUGAUUUACAGUGAACAUUUUUUUAUCA
This is a messenger RNA of Hibiscus syriacus, 1266 nucleotides long. RefSeq names its product glyoxylate/hydroxypyruvate reductase HPR3-like. Gene Ontology annotation, molecular function: NAD binding; hydroxypyruvate reductase [NAD(P)H] activity; glyoxylate reductase (NADPH) activity. Lineage: Eukaryota; Viridiplantae; Streptophyta; Magnoliopsida; Malvales; Malvaceae. The record is from RefSeq and is a predicted model, not a curated record. Bases 66 to 1082 code for a protein of 338 amino acids. Gene Ontology annotation, cellular component: cytosol. The transcript has 3 exons.